AUGUCCUGCACGAGAACACUGGAGACGAGACCUCAAACCCGAGAUAAUGGUCGAGAAGCCUGCGUCGCCAGCGGUCUCGGCACUUCAGACCAAGUCGACUAUCAGCUGGCGGUGCGCAAGUAUGCAGGUGGGAAAUCGGACUUUAGUUCUAGCUCGAUCUUACCGCAACAAAGGGCAAUAACUGUGCAGCAUCUACUCAAGCCCUCUACGUUGAAGACGCGCCUUCGUGCACCGAAAUGGUCGGCGUUGUUGCAUUGUACUGUUACGCUGGUCGACGAUGUGCCCGACAGAUCCGAGCGCGUGGAUACUUUCGUACAAGUGCAGCGUGGCGCACCAUGGGCAGGCCUCUACGACUGCGCAGGUCUCGCGCAUGUAGAGUUCGCGCGAAGACCUGGCCGCGCUCUGACGCAAGGGAUCCAGUCGGAAUACCCAGGCACAGCAGCCUGCUUGUACCCGACACGACAGCGAGAGCGAAAGAUUCGGUCUAGAAGACAAUGGUCCUUUACGCCCGAAACACACCGAGACGAUGCUUCCGGCAGCUCCAUGUUGGCCGAGCAGCGCCAGCAGGACGUGAGCGGGGCGGAUGGCCAGCUGCAAGCCGAGCCUCCUGCCGACCAACACACAUGUGAGCUGUAUGACACAGCUGCCAUGCUAUUAAAUAAUGGUGCCUCACCCAGCCGUGUCGUUCGCGCAGCAUGUUUACUGCAGCAGCUAGCAGCUAGUGCUGUGGCAUUUAACUUCCGCCGCACCCGUCAGAUGGCAGCCUCCGAGCACAUCUCUGAAAAGGAUGUUCACCACGGACUCGACCCGCCUCUUGGAACGGGCACGGGCGUGUCCACUUCAACGUCAUCGGGCGACUCGUACACCAGCGCGACGGACUCGACCGCGAGCACCACGGCUGAUUCGGCCACCCAGCAAAGCUCGACGACUGCGACCACUCCGUCGACCGACACAACGACCACUUCGUCGGACACGACGACUGCUUCUUCUUCGCCGUCGACUUCAACUACCUCGGCGGACACCACGACGCAGGGAGCGGACACGACUACGCAAGGGACGACAACUAGCACCGGCAUCACCAACGGCACGGGCACCUGGGGAGGAACCAGCACUGGGGCUGACACUGCAACCACCAGCGGCACCAACACGUGGGGAACGAGCACCGGAACGGAUACUGCCACUACUGGCGGCACCGACACGUGGGGUGCUAGCACGGACACCACCACCGACUCGGCCGAGACGCCGUGUGCUAGCGGAGACUCGGAUACGACGGGUACACAAGGAGUCUCUGGUGCUGGCACCACCUCGACCGACACCACUACGUCUCAGCAGACGACGGGGACUUCGGGCUGGGGAACCAGCACUGGCGCCGACACUGCCACGACUGGGACGUCCGGAUGGGGUACUGCUACCGGCACGGCCUCCACGGGCGCUUGGGGGGCUUCAACAGAUACUACCUCGGGCACCGACACCACCUCGCAGCAGACGACAGGGACGUCAGGCUAUGGAACCAGCACUGGGACGGCCACGACCGGCUGGGGAACUGGCACCGAUACGACUUCUGCCGAGACGCAUUGCUCGGGCGACCAGAGCUCGACGGGGACCUGGGGAGCCUCGACCGACACAACUACUAGCACAGGCACGACCACCCAGCAAACCUCGGGGGGUGCAACCUCGACCGGCACGACGCAUCAGACCAGCGGCGCGGAUACGUCGAACACCGACAGCACCACCACCGGCACUUGGGGUACCACCGGGACCGAGCAGGCUGGUACGGUGACCGCUGCUAGCGAGACGUCCGACUCGUGGGGCUCCACUGGUACAUGGGGCGCUGCAACGGACACGGCGAAUGCACCGUGCUCGGGUUCGUCGGACACCACGUCGGGAACGUCGACGAACACCUGGAUUGAGAUCACCAACAGUCCUAGCACCGGAAGCUCCACCACCGCCAGCACCGAAACCGCAUCGGGCAAGACUGGUGUCGACUCCACCUCGGCCGCGACGACGUCGACUGCUACUACGACUGCCUCGGAGACGACGACCUCGACCACCUCAGCCGCUGAAACAACGACUGCCCCUGCUGCCACCACUGCCGCUUCGACGUCUUCGGCCACCACGUCGGGCAAGACUGGCGUCCCCGCGACGUCGACGACGUCCUCGGGCACCUCGUCAGCGGACACGUACACGGGUGACUCGACCACGCAGCAAUCGGCGACGCAAUCCCGCCGCCGCUCUCUCCGCCACUAA
This is a messenger RNA of Phytophthora sojae, 2247 nucleotides long. RefSeq lists its product as hypothetical. The transcript is spliced from 4 exons. The coding region runs from base 1 to 2247 and encodes 748 amino acids. Lineage: Eukaryota; Oomycota; Peronosporomycetes; Peronosporales; Peronosporaceae. The record is from RefSeq and is a predicted model, not a curated record.